Messenger RNA from Protopolystoma xenopodis, 672 nucleotides. The record is from the annotation of a GenBank genome assembly. NCBI's taxonomy places the organism in Eukaryota, Metazoa, Platyhelminthes, Monogenea, Polystomatidea, Polystomatidae.
AUGUACCUGUGGGCCGCACAAUUCAAGUUGAUGCUUUUUCUUAGUUUCUUUUGGGCCUCCAGUUGGGCUACGCUUUCAUUAGAAGACUUGAUGGAUUCUUUUUAUUUAUUCGUUUUAUAUCAGCGAGAACUGGAGAUUUUUCACACGACUGGCCACGUGAUCAGUUAUGGCAAGGUCGAUGGGCACAGUGAUGAUGAAGAAGAAUGCAACUGCAGCCUUAGGGUUGCCUCAUCUCUUGGUAGCCUGGGCGACGGAAUGACGACCUCUCGUCUCAUGGAAGUGACGAACCCUUCACCACGCACCCCAUUGCCUUAUUUUGGUGCUCCUUUUCACGUGAACUCCUCGUCCCAGGCAGAACCAAUAAGGGCGUCUUUUGGUGCCGCGGUCUCGUCGAACUCCUCGAGCGUUCCGGAGAAUUUCAGAGGCAACAGCAUCGGUUCAACCAUAACACCAGUUUUCACUCCAAAUACGACAUCUUCCCCUUUGCUGGCUGGCACUGCCGAUCAUACAGACGGAGUGUCUCGACCUCUACGAAACUCUACAGCAUCUCCGGUUGCUGAGCUUCUUUGUGGAGGCACUGGGGUUGACUCGGACACUGUAUGGAAUCAUGCAAACACCGCAAAGGCAGCCCGUUUGGCAGUGGGGCAGGUUCUGUGUCUUGCGCAUAAGUAG